This is a messenger RNA of Aureobasidium subglaciale EXF-2481, 1748 nucleotides long. RefSeq lists its product as uncharacterized. Bases 383 to 1669 code for a protein of 428 amino acids. The record is from RefSeq and is a predicted model, not a curated record. Lineage: Eukaryota; Fungi; Ascomycota; Dothideomycetes; Dothideales; Saccotheciaceae. The transcript has 2 exons.
CCAACGCAGCUUCCCAUCAACACUCCCACUUCUGGCAGCAAGUGCAGGGCAAUUUGCACCUGCCUCAUCUCUCUUCACAACGCGGCAGUUGGUCUUCUGGGUUAUUGACACUACUACAAAGCCGGCCGACCAACUCGCUCUCCUCGCCGCUUCACUUCACCUCGCCUUCUUCACAGCAUCGCUCUCUUGCGCAGCGCUUUGUCGAGACUCCUAGUCUGCCAUUGUUGUACGACUUCAGCGCGUCGUUGACAUCACAGCAUUCUACUGUGCUCUCCAUCAGCGCCACACAAUAACCGCAUCUCUCAACUUGACAAUUCGUCUGCGCAAUCAACUCUCUACGCUUCCAAGCCAACAGCUAACAGUUCUGGUCGCUUCUGCACUGAUGGCGGAUACUCCUCAAGAUGGCCAGGAGGCCGGCUAUACACCCUUUCGUCUGAUGGAUCUACCCAACGAACUCAUCCGGAAGGUUUGCUGCGACUACGAUCUCUGCCGAUAUGAUCUAAUGGCCCUUCGCUGUACAUGCAAGCUCAUCUGCGAAUUCUCAUCGGAUUCGUUCGCUAGAAAGUGCUUCCGCGACAUAACUGUUUUGAUGUCCCGCUCUUCCCUCCAAGCUUUCAUCGAACUAUCUCAGCACUCCAGGUUCGGUUCUGUGGUCAACUGCAUCAACGUUUCUCCGGCUUUCACUCUACAGGCGGGUUUGACAGCAAUACCCUUGACUACACUACCUGUGGUCCCUGAAGGCGUCGACCCACCUCAGCUAGUCCAUGACACAGCUUCUCUGGAGAUUAUCAGAGGUUUCUUGAACAGAUCGCGCGAGGAGCGUGAGGUGAAAGCUGAUGCAAGCGCCGAGGGUCUGCUCAACAUCGCCUUCAAGGCGCUUGCACAUCGUGGACAACGCUUCCACCUUGGGUUCUGCGACACCGAGGGAAACCCAGUUGGCGCAAGACAUCUACUAGGCAACUAUCAGCGUGGUCAAACCGCUGUAUGGCAUCUCGAUUGGAAGUCUACGAUUGCGAAAGUCGUUAGAGCAGCCUCUGACCAAGGUUGCAAGAUCGAGGGCCUUGAAUUUAUUGAGAACGGCCGGGCAGACUCCAGAAACGAAUUUGGCUUCUGCACCGACGGCAUCGAGCGACCGCUGAACUCCUUGUGCUCACAGUUGACUAGGCUCGAGGUCACUUUCAUGGACGAUGAUGUAGAGACCACUUCAAGAUCGGUCAAGCGCAUCGUCUCGGCAGCGGAACACUUGGUAAGCUUAUCACUCCUACAGAUGGGCGAUUUCAACGACGCCCAUAGACGCUACUUUUCGGAAAUGCUCGAUCAAGUCCGGUCGCCUUGGCUGAAGGACAUCCACCUCGCCUACUUCCAGAUCACGGAGCUAGAGCUAUUCGCCUUUAUUGGAAGAUACGGAAGCACUCUUGAAGAUUUGGCGCUCUGGUACGGCUGCCUGCUUACCGGUACCUGCAUCUCUUUGGUAGCUCGUCUCAGGGACAACUUUCCUCAUCUGGAGCAGUUGUUACUUGAAGAAACGUGUGAGCAUGGAGCCAAGACAAUCUGUGAUGGGGAUGAGUUGAAGUGGUACAGUGUGAGAGCUGGGGAAGACAUGCAAGACCGUCUUGGUGAAAUUCUUGAUGGAACGUUUGAGGAGCAUGAAGAUGAUGACGACGAAUGAAGGCACAGAUCUCUGCGUAGCACGCAACAACGUAAUGUAAGACUAGAUGGGUGAUCAGGAGUCAGUCACUGCCUCGAUC